Molecule: messenger RNA, 1029 nt
Organism: Funneliformis geosporum
Lineage: Eukaryota; Fungi; Glomeromycota; Glomeromycetes; Glomerales; Glomeraceae
Source: the annotation of a GenBank genome assembly
AUGACCAUUAAGAAUGAAGAAUCAACAGAAAGAAUAAAUAGAAUGUACCGCUAUGUAUUGCGUCUUUAUGGUCAUCUUAUUAAUAGCCAAAAGGCACUAGUAACUCUUAAAGACAUUUGGGUAUUCUUUAACAUUCUUGUACCAGAUGACGAAUCUCCCAAUAAAUGCAAAACAAAAAUAAGGGAUAUUCUAUCUGGUAGUGUAAAGACAUUUUCAGUAAAGCAUAUUAAGGCAUUCUCUUUUUCUGUUCAAGAUAAUAACUUCAAAAUUGCUUCAGAUGAUUUAUACUCAUUUCACCGUAAAGUAGCUCGAGAGAAUGGUAUUCAACUCUCUAGAUGGUUUACAAUAAACAAAUAUAUAUGCAAGAAAGGCAAGCGGACUAGCUCACUUUGUCCACAUGAAUUCUAUGUAUCUAUAAAAGAUUUCUGUCUACUGGAAGAUCUUACAACAAUAAGCGAUCAAUUUCCUAUUUUAGCUCUCUUACAGGAUCAUACUCUUGUUCUCACAUGGGAUAUAGAGACGCAAUCACAAAAAUUGGGUGAAUUUGCUGAAUAUCCUGUUAAAGCUCUCAAGGAAGGUGAAGAGGAUCUGGAGGAGAAAGAAUAUAUAGGUAGUCUAAUUAAGAUCAAAAUUAGUGCAGAAGAUGAUUUUACUUUUAGCUUCCUUAAACUGUCAAGUUGCUGUGGUCUUGACAGUAAGGCCGACAUGCCAUAUGAUAAAAUAGAAGUUGCCUCUAUAGCUUAUGUUUCUCUUUUUGACACACACUAUCGCGCAAAUAGAAUGAAGGUACAGAACCUUUUCAGAGCAUAUGCUGUCAAACGAGAUAUAGUAAUAAGUACAAAGGUUCCUGAAAAUAUAGAAAAAGAAAAAUAUCCUGGUGUGUAUGUAUUUCCACCUAAAAAAGGGAUUGAAAGUAGAAGAUCUGUAACGGGAUUGGAUUUCGCUUCAUUAUAUCCUAGUAUUAUCAUGCCAUAUAACCUCUUCCCAGAAAAAUUUAUAUUUGAUCCAAAGGAUGUCAAUAUUGCAUAA